This is a messenger RNA of Lontra canadensis (Northern American river otter), 2862 nucleotides long. RefSeq names its product zinc finger protein 668 (gene ZNF668). The record is from RefSeq and is a predicted model, not a curated record. Bases 204 to 2075 code for a protein of 623 amino acids. NCBI's taxonomy places the organism in Eukaryota, Metazoa, Chordata, Mammalia, Carnivora, Mustelidae. The transcript is spliced from 3 exons.
AGGAGCUCAGAGGCUGGGGGAAAAAGUACAGGUGGACAUUUUGAUGACGCCAGCCCUCUCUCUUGGCCCCUCAAAGGUUACCUGGUCCAACUUCUUUCAUCAAUGAACAGACCAGAGAGGAAGCGCCAGUUCAGAGUGUAAGAGCCAGGAAUGUUUGGAAGGAGAGAUAUGACCAUCCCUGAGAAGCUCCACCCUUUGAAGCCAUGGAGGUGGAGUCUGCGGAGGCCCGGUCCCCCGCCCCCGCCCCCGCCCCGGGCUACAAACGCUCUGGCCGCCGCUACAAGUGCCUGUCCUGUACCAAGACAUUUCCAAAUGCGCCUAGGGCCGCGCGUCACGCUGCCACACAUGGUCCUGUAGACUGCGCAGAAGAGGUGGCGGAAGCAAAGCUGAAGCCAGAGACAGAACCCAAGGCAGAGGAUGCUGGCGGGGACAAGGUGUCAGGUGCAUCGGCCAAGCCUCGGCCUUAUGCAUGCCCGCUGUGCCCUAAGGCCUACAAAACAGCACCUGAGCUACGCAGUCAUGGUCGCAGUCACACUGGCGAAAAGCCCUUCCCUUGCCCCGAGUGUGGCCGCCGCUUCAUGCAGCCCGUGUGCCUGCGCGUGCAUCUGGCCUCCCAUGCCGGAGAGCUGCCCUUCCGCUGUGCUCACUGCCCCAAGGCCUAUGGCGCGCUCUCCAAGCUCAAGAUUCACCAGCGUGGUCACACGGGCGAGCGGCCCUACGCUUGCACCGACUGCGGCAAGAGCUUCGCCGACCCUUCAGUGUUCCGCAAGCACCGGCGCACGCACGCGGGCCUGCGGCCCUACGGCUGCGAGCGCUGUGGCAAGGCCUACGCGGAGCUCAAGGACCUACGCAACCACGAGCGGUCCCACACCGGUGAGCGCCCCUUUCUCUGCUCGGAGUGUGGGAAGAGCUUCUCCCGCUCAUCCUCGCUCACGUGCCACCAGCGCAUCCACGCGGCGCAGAAGCCCUAUCGCUGUCCGGCCUGUGGCAAGGGCUUCACGCAGCUCAGCUCCUACCAGAGCCACGAGCGCACUCACUCUGGCGAGAAGCCCUUCCUGUGCCCGCGUUGCGGCCGCAUGUUCUCCGACCCCUCGAGCUUCCGGCGCCACCAGCGGGCACAUGAGGGCGUGAAGCCUUACCGCUGUGAGAAGUGUGGCAAAGACUUCCGGCAGCCCGCAGACCUGGCCAUGCACCGGCGGGUGCACACGGGGGACCGGCCAUUCAAGUGCCUGCAGUGUGACAAGACGUUUGUGGCGUCUUGGGACCUCAAGCGCCACGCGUUGGUGCACUCGGGCCAGCGGCCCUUCCGUUGUGAGGAGUGUGGGCGAGCCUUCGCCGAGCGAGCCAGUCUCACUAAGCACAGUCGGGUGCACUCGGGUGAGCGCCCCUUCCACUGUAACGCCUGUGGGAAGUCCUUCGUGGUAUCAUCCAGCCUGAGGAAGCAUGAGCGGACCCAUCGAAGUAGCGAAGCCGCAGGGGCGGCCCCACAGCAGGAGCUGGUAGUGGGGCUGGCACUGCCAGUCAGCGUGGCAGGCGAGGGCUCCACUGCCCCCACCGCAGGUGCAGGGCUAGGUGACCCCCCAGCAGGGCUGCUAGGGCUGCCCCCGGAAUCAGGUGGUGUGAUGGCCACCCAGUGGCAAGUGGUGGGCAUGACGGUGGAACAUGUGGAGUGCCAAGAUGCUGGGGUUGGGGAGGCUCCUGGUCACUUGGGGGGAGCAGGCGAGGUGGGGGGAGAGGAGGUGGACGAGAAGCCACCGCAGUUUGCCUGCCGGGAGUGCAAGGAGACAUUCUCCACGCUGACGUUGCUGCGGCGGCACGAGCGCUCACACCCGGAGCUCCGGCCCUUUCCCUGCACCCAGUGCGGCAAGAGCUUCUCUGACCGGGCAGGGCUGCGCAAACACAGCCGCACCCACAGCUCUGUGCGCCCCUACACCUGCCCCCACUGCCCCAAGGCCUUCUUGAGUGCCAGUGACCUGCGCAAGCACGAGCGCACCCACCCUGUGCCCAUCGGGACCUCCACGCCCCUGGAGCCCCUUGUGGCUUUGCUAGGAAUGCCUGAAGAGGGACCAGCUUGAGGCCCAUGCCCCCUCCACCUCACUGCCAGGAGCCCAGACUUUACAGGGUGCCUCCUGAACCUGUCUGCCCCUGCUCUUUAGACUCCAGAUUCCUGUCCCCCGGGGCAGCUAGCUUUCCUUGUCAACAAAGAGUUGGGGGACAAUGGAGGCAGGCAGCAGCUGUUGAGAGACACGUGUCCUCUGAGCAACACUCAUUAAAGCAUUCACUUUGACACUGGGUUGUCUUCUGUUUUGGCUGCGGGAAACGGAUUGGGAGUUUGGGCAUCAGAUAAGGUUCAGUGGAGACCCCUGGAUUGACAGAUUAGAAACCAGAAGUGUCUUUGGCUGGCUUGUUUCCCAAUGUAUAUUUUCAGAAUGUCUUGACAAAGGGUUCCCUGGUCAAGGAAGUACAGGAUAUGCCCUGUGCCCUUCUUGGGGAUUUUUGGUGAUCAAAAGUGUAUUAAAGUCACUGAUACAACAAUGAACAAAUCUAUUUAUCUUUGUUUAGCCCACUGUUAUUUCAUCAUGGAAACUUUUUACUGGGUAGUUCCAUCCUUUUAUAGAUAAUCCACUGAGGUCCAAAAUUAGUGUAUUUCGUAUACUGCAAUAACAAACUAGAAAACCCACUUAGGGGAGGAAGGGGUUCCAUUCAUAGUAACAACAAAACCCAUAAACUAUGAAGGAAUAAGCCUCACAAAAAACAUGCAAAACACAUACAAAGAAAAUGGUAUCCCUGUUCUGAAGAUUGUAACCCCUAAGUGAAAAGAGACAUACCAAGUACCUGAAUGGAAAGACAUUAUUAAAAAUG